AUGAGGGCCGCCUCUCCCCCAAUAGAGUCUCGCACAGUCUACGGCACAGUAGAACUCGUGGCACGCAAGUCGGGCAAGGUCCUCUCGACUUUCCCAAUCGACGCAGAACGAGUCACCUUUGGCCGCGACUAUGACUGCGACAUCCGCAUCUACCAACCCGACGUCUCCAAACUCCAUGCCGAGGUCUUGAUUGACGUAGCAUCAGGAGCAGCAUCACUUGUCGUACACGGCCACAACGGCGUGGUCUACUGCGCCGCUGGUGGCAAACCAACCUUGCACAACCCUCCCGAGGUCCUCUUACUUGGCGACGGCGACACGUUUACCAUUCGCAAAAAGCAAUGUCGCUUCACCUAUGGCGAACCAGCCACCCCGCUGGCAUACAUGUCCCCUGCUCCCAAGCGCACCAGUGAAUCAGCUACCCCGCGACGCCGCACGUCCAUGCGCCUCAGCAUUGUUCCUCAAGGAAAGCGGUUCAUGCCUUCCCCUGCCAAACCUCGUGGCCUGGGACUAAUGCAUGGAGCAACCCCCGCAAAGUCGACACUUUCAGAGGAGAUUGAGCCGCCUCAGGAAUUUGAGGAGCUCGUGGACGUUGCCGAGGGUGACGAGGGUGACCGACUCUACCUCGAAAAGAAGGACGACGAGGAGGAAGAAGAGGAAGACGAGGGAGCACCUUGCUUCAACCCGUUCAUGACUCCUCAGCCCAAGCGCAAGGCUGAGCUGGGUCACACAACUGCCGUCCCACACACUCUUGUGAUCCCCCCGCCAGAGGACGACAAGGAAGAAGAAGAAGAGGAGGACGUCCCUCCACCAUCAACCGUCCCUUGGUCUCCUCGCUCCCGCCCCGUCCCUCUCCCUCUUGCAUCAGACGCGCAGUUUGAAGAGGCUCCGGCUCCCACCACUCCCGGUCGCAACCUCGUCCCUGCGCCCCCGGUCUCUGCUCGCUUGGCCUACUCAACUCCGCGUGGCUCCGACUCGCUCCGCAAGUCGCUUCUCCUCCGCUCCGCUCGCAAGGUCUGGGAAGAAACACACUCGCAAGGGAUUGACGGCGCCGAAGCGAACGGGUUCAUUGAGACUGGCCGCCGUCGCAAGUCACUCAACAGCCCCAAGCCCGCCUCCCCGCGCAAGAGUCUCACCCCCGUCCUGGUCCCGCCACAUGUCGCGUCUGACUCCGAGUCGUCUGAAGAGGAGGAAGAUGCCUCUGACAAGGAGAAUGGGCUUCAGUGGGUAUACGAGGACGGCCAGCAUGCCGACGUCUCGCAAUUUGACGACUCGGAUUCGGACCGUGAGAGCCUGGACGCGGAUUUCAUGAUCCCCGGCCAAUCAAUCAUCGACUUUCACAACCACGUCGAGGAACCCAGCGACAGCGAGGAAGAGGAAGAGGACGAGAUUGAGUACGAAGAAGAUGACGAGGAGUUUGAGCCCUUUGAAACGCGUGGCUGGUCCCCCAACUCGGAGGAGCUGGCCUACAGCCAGGAGGAGAGUGGUGAGGACGAGGAGGAGCACGAUGCUGCUGGCGUGGACGCCAACUCGUCGCAAGAAUCGCUCGAGCUCGAAGACAACGAUGGUUUCGACGUCGACGGCGACUUUGAAGUCGAGGUGAACACCAUGCAGGUCGACCCCGCCGCCAUCCCACUUCCCGACAGCCCGGCGCCUCCCCUCGCCGGCCGCUUCUACACUCCUCAGCCUCAGAGGACCGCCCUCGGCGGUGCACGCAUGUCGCUUGCGGGCAUUGGCAGCAACGCCAUGCAGUUUGCGCCACUCAUCUCACCACCACGAGAGGCUCAAGUGCCUACUACCCCCGGCCGUCUCGGCAAGCCUGUUCGCAGCUCGUUUACACCUUCCAAGGAUGCCCCCGUUACGCCGCCUCCCAACGUCCCGGCCACACCUGCCAAGACUCCGGGCACUGGCAUGACCCAGCGCCAGCGCGACAAGCUCGCCACCCCUCGCGCGCUGCCUGAGCCUCCCAAGAGUUUCCGCUCCCCGGUCAAGGACCAGCACCCGUUAACAAACUUGAUGGCGACCCCGACUCACCGUGCAUUGGCCUCGCCACCUUCUGUGCCCGUUGAUGUUGACGAGGAGGAAGAGGAUAACGUUCUGGUGCCCCGUACUCCUAUGGACGACAUCAAGCGUCGUCUCGGUGCUCUCCGACUCAAGAGUGCCAGUGCCAAGCGCCAGUCCUUGGGUGCGUCCGGCAACACUGCACAGCCUGCCCGUCGUGCCACGGUCGGCUUUGUCCUGCCCGAAACACCCUCGCGCAACGCCAACAUUCAGGUUGCUCCCCACACGGCUCGUCGCGCUCCUGCCGCCCCUCGUGUCGACGUCAUCGAUGAAGCAGAUGGCGAGAGCCUCCCUCCUACCCCGACAGCGGGUGUCAUUGACGCUCCCAUGCUCGCGCUGGCAACGGGUGACGAAGACGCCAACGAGGCGGAGGAGGCCGAGGUCAUUGCCGAGGUCACGCCCAAGCGCUCCAAGCGGGUGUCCAUGUCGUACGCCGGUGUCCGUGACAUGCUCAACACUCCCGUCGUCCCCAAGACCCCCGCCCUUGACGGUGUCCGCCAGAUGCUGCAAUCUCCCAAACAGCAGGCCACGCCCAUGCUGGCUGGCGUCAAGGAGCUGUUGAGGGAGCCGCCCGUGGAGCCCAAGACGCCGUCGCUUGCCGGUGUCAAGGACAUGUUCCGUACCAGCACGGUGGCGCCUACACCCAGGUUUGACGGUGUCAAAGAGAUGUUUGCCGGACGCCAUGUGCCGCAGACUCCGGGUAUGGAAGGUGUCAAGGAGAUGCUUGAGGAGGACGAGAACGAGGAGGACGAGGUCAACAACCUUCCAGAGCCGGUCAACGACGCUCCCGAGCCCAUCGAGGACAAGCCCCAGGACCCAGAGCCCAUCUCUCUCCCUUCAUCUGGCGAGUCCUCGCCGAACCCCUUGGCCAAGCGUCCUUCUCGACUUCCCACCUCCACCCGCCGAACAGUCUCCAACCCGGUCAAGCCGCCAACCACUGCUCCCAAGCGAAGCACUCGCGCACAAAGCAAGGAGGCGCCCACCACCACCACCCUGUCCGAGCCGGCUCGCCGUACCCGUACCGCCGCACACCCCGUCGACCCACCGGCAUCAGAGCCCGCCCGCGUCACCAGGACUCGUGGCAAGUCGGCCGCCCCCAGUGAGCCCGAGAAGGAGGAACAGGUCCCAUCCCUGCCGACCGGCAGGACCGCCCGCACUGCUCGCUCUGUGUCAGCCCCGACCCGCCGAACCCGGCAGGCCACCGAGCCGGCCACAGACGCAUCAUCAACGUCCAAGCGCAAGGGCCGCACGGCCUUGGCCGAGGCGACCGACCAGGACAAGCCUGAGCCAGUGCCCGCGCCGGCCAAGACCGCACGCCGCAAGGCAUCCAAGGCAGACCUCGCGUCGGCCGCUGUGGCCGAGCCAAAGGCAAAGGCCACCGCCGCGCCGGUGACCAAGGGCAAGAAGGCCGAAGUCAUCCCAACCGAGACCAAGUCGGCCCCCACGAGACGUACCACGCGAGGCAAAGAGAACAAUGCCACCGGGUCAGCAGGCGAGAUCCCCAAGCCUGUAGGCGUGGCAGCUAGGACUAGGAGCCAUGCGUGA
This is a messenger RNA of Apiotrichum porosum, 3603 nucleotides long. RefSeq lists its product as uncharacterized. The transcript has 4 exons. Gene Ontology annotation, molecular function: protein binding. The record is from RefSeq and is a predicted model, not a curated record. Bases 1 to 3603 code for a protein of 1200 amino acids. Lineage: Eukaryota; Fungi; Basidiomycota; Tremellomycetes; Trichosporonales; Trichosporonaceae.